AUGCAAAUGUUAUUUGUUGUUUUAUUAUUGACUAUUGUUCAAUCUCAACCAGUCAAUGGACAACCAGAACAACCAGUUCCUCAUCCACCUGUUAUUCCAUUAACACCUGAACUUCAAUUAAAUGCACCAAUUUCAAAUGGACCAAAUCCAAAUCCUAUUCAAAAAACUAAUGUUAAUACUCAUAUAGAACUCCUUCCAACAGCUGGACAAUUACUUAUUAGUACUGCUACAUUGGCUUGUAGACAACUUGAUUCUCAAUACAAAAGUACUCUUGAUGGAGAAAAACAACUUUAUGCUAGAAUAUUAGAUUAUGCCAAGAAGGAAAAACAAGCUGCUCCUAAUGAAUUGGUUAAUAUAAGAAAGAGAGUUGAUGACUUAAAUUUAUCUAUGUUAAAAUUAAAGAAACAACGAGUAAAAUUAUCAGAAGAAAUGGGAGAUAUUUUAAGAACACUUCCAUUAGUUGAUCAACAACAUAUUAUUGAUGAAUUAGGAUUACAAAAGAAAAUUGAUUUAUAUAAGAAUGUAAUGGUUAUUUUAGAUAAAGAAAAGAAACAGAAAGCAAAAGAAGAUAAAAUUAUGUUUGAACUUGAUGUUCGUGAUGCUAUUGAAAAGGCUAAUGAAAAAACUCAAGUUGAAAUUGAAGUUGCCAAUGAACAAAAGAAAACAUUUUAUGUUAAAAUUACUGAAGCACAAACAAUUGCUGAUAAAGUUCGUGAAUAUAUAAAAAUAUGGAAUAAACAAUUAAAACAACUUAAUGGAAAGAGUUUAUGUAAAUUCCAAAUUAUGGAAAGUCUUAAUCAAACUGCUAUUAAUGCACAUAAUGAAAUUAUUAAUAUGAGAACUGCUUUAAAAGAAGCUAAACAACAACGAAAACUUGUUUGGAAAACAUUAAAGAAUGGAAUGAAAAAGACUAUUAUAGAAUUAAAAGAUUUAAAGAAAUCAACACAAAAUAUUAAGAAACAAAAUAUUAUUAAAUUAGAAAUUAAUAAAGUUGAAAAAGAAAUUAAACAAAUUAAAAAAGUAAGUGAAUUAAAACCACUUGAAAAACAAAUGGAAAAUAUUGAAAGUCAAUUAUCUAAAGAAUUUAAUCAACUUAAUAUUCGUGGUAUUAAUUUAAUUAAGAAUUCUAAUUCUAAAUGUAAAGAUAGUCUUAUUGGACAUUUAGAUAAUGAGAAAGCAAUGAAAUUAUUCAAACGAUUAGAUCAUUUAGAAACAAAAUUUAAGAGAGUUUAA
Entamoeba dispar SAW760 is the source of this 1233-nucleotide messenger RNA. RefSeq lists its product as uncharacterized. Bases 1 to 1233 code for a protein of 410 amino acids. The transcript has a single exon. Lineage: Eukaryota; Evosea; Mastigamoebida; Endamoebidae. The record is from RefSeq and is a predicted model, not a curated record.